UGUCCCGGUCUCCAAGCAACAGGGACGCGGGGGCGGGGCCUCUGAGUAGCCGGGUCAUGCUGCGGAGCGGAGCCGCGCGCCGGGCGGGGUGUCUCUCGCGGCCGGCGGACGAAGAGCUCGCAGCUAAAAUCCUCCAGCGAGCCUGGUGGAGUCGCAUCGACAGGAGGCUGUUCAGGCUGCUCACACACGCCAUCCGGGCCGCGGAACAUUGCAUUACAUAUGAGAUUAUGAGGCGAGUGAGUCCUUUAGAAGCUGAACUUAUAAAAGAUCCUAGUAUGCAGUGUAAAGUCAGAUUCAGAUUUGCUGGUCAUGAGUUUCCACCUUUCAUUGUGUUUAAGAUUUUUCACCAUACUGGAGGCCAAGGCAGCAAGUACAUAAGUGGAAAAAGAACAAUAAGUCCAGCAAGUGAGGCAGCAGUUGAUGCUUGCAAGUUGAUGGGACAUCGAAAAUAUUAUGAUCAAAUGAUAUGGGAUGAACUUCAGUACCAAAACCACAAAAUAAUAGACGAAAUAGACGUUGCUACAGUGAAAGAUUAUAUGCAAUAUAUCAGUAACCUGGAUGAGACCCCAGCAUACUUUGGUGGCAGGGAUAACUGCUGGAGAAAAUUGUCCCUGGAAAACUUUCCCAGGACAAUGAUAAUGUAUGACAUAAUGGAUUAUGCACAGUCUGGGACACUGUCAAACCCACUUAAGGAGAAACUGACAUUUCUGCUCCUGAGGCCACAGAAUGAAGAGCUACGGCAUGAUCAACUCAUGACUGUUUCUCGAGUCAGGUCUCCUACACCUUGUCCUCCAACAGCCACCUCUUCAUCUAGGUCUUAUCAACCCUCUUCACUGCCUAGACCCUCAGUGCGUCGCUCUCGCCAAGCUCGACAGAAAGUAGCAAAAAUGAAAAGAGUUCAUGCACUUGAAAAAGAAAGAGAGGAACAGAAAUUGGAUGUUACAAAUAGAAGCCACUUAACUGAUCAAGAAACUAUGACUGCACCAACUGAAGACCUUGAGGAUCAUUCUGUCUUUUCAGAUGAAGAGUGGGAGCAUGAGGCAGCUAAAUUCAUGGAAAAGAGCAGAGAUGGAGUGAGCCAGAUUGCUUGGAUGCAGAAAGCAUCAGGGCCUGUCUCAAGGGAUUCACAAAAUCUGCACUGUGGAAGGUAGCUGGUGGAGUUCACAGGGAGUGAACAGAGUGAGUUAGAAGUAUGUCUGAUCUAGGCUAUAUUUGUAGCAUAGUUUCUGUGUGUGGCCCAGACUGUCUGCCCUUGAAGGAGAAAGACAGAUGCAAAGGUGUACUAUCACAUCUAUUUAAAUAAAGGAGACAAGUAAUAUGCCCCUGAUAAAGUACAGCGUGAUAUGGAGAGAGGAAGAGAGCUGACAAUUGUAUAUACAAACUUAUCAAAUAUGAGUUUCCUACAAAUGGAACAUUUCUAUUAUUGUUUCUUGAUAUUUGCUCAGCAUUUCUGCAAAUCCCUGACUAAUACGUGUUAUCAAGAUUGUCUUUAUACGGCUUAGCAGUCCGUGAGGAACAUAAACUAACCUUGCAAUGUUGAUCAGACAACACAAUCCUUUAAAUUUCUCUUACAAUCUCACUUCAUUCUAGUUUAUCAAUGCAAAACAGAUCAGUGGGGAUAAAUAGGUGCCCAUAGAUGCACUGGGCAGGGCAGCACCCAUAGCGUAAGGUAGAGAGCUGAAGUGCUCUUUGGGGCUGUUGCUCCCUUUCCUACUUUAUGCAUAACACACAUGGAGUCGGAAGCAGAGUGCUAAUCACAGGAAUUGCUGAUGGACCAGAUUUGGUGGUUUUGGAAUAGCAUGGAGUGUUCCCAAGUAGCAGGUAGGGAAUCAAUACUGGUCAUGAGUGUGAAGUACUGUAUAGAAGAGAGGAAAAGCAGCAUUAAGUUCAGACACUGCACUUUAUUGUACUGGAGACUGGGGCUACAUCUACUGAGCUGCUGCAGUAGGGUAGAUAUACCAAGUAGCUGAAUGAGACUAGCAGACAGAAGAAUGAAAUUAAGAAAUGAGUGGGAUAAGACAAAAGAGGAAAAAUAAAUCACAAGAGGGUAGGAGAGAGUAAAGCUAAAAAGAGAAAGGGAGAGUUCAUCCUGGUACAUGUCAGUCACAAAAAGGAGCGUGCCCUCCUUAAGAGGCAAUUCAGAUAUCUAAAAGUGGCAGCAUGACAUGAAAGAUCCAAGGGAGGAACUUCGGAAAAAUUAAAAUGGAAAAAGUUAAGAUGAAAAAGAAGGAUGAGGAGAAAGGAAAGGGGGCAAACAGAAGGGACACAGACAAAAAGGAUCUGAACAGAGUCUGGUAAAAUACUGUGGGGUUUGUUUUGUUUUUUGGACAGGGAGAGAUAAGGUUUGGAAAGUGAAGUGAACAAGACUGACAGGGAAGCCCCUAAUCAGGCUACCCGAGCAGACAAAAUGGCAAGACCAUGAUCUUUACUUUUAGUAAAGUAAAUUUUGAUCCUUAUUUUUCAACACUGACAGAACGUUGACCUACUUUAACAAAUUUAUUAAAUAAAUGCUGAAAUGUACAUGGAAUCUUGCUGAUGGAAAAUCUUCAGUUCUUUUAAAUCAAUUAGACCUCUGUGAUCUUUGGGGCUCCAAAAGCUUGGUAUCCUAAAACAGACUGAGCAUAUUGAUAACUAAGAACAUUGUUAGGUGAUAGAUUCUCUUCCCCUCUUGGCCUCUGGUUUGAAUAUCCAGGUUGGCUUUAUUUUUUUUUAAAGUUAUUAUAGUUGUUACAGGUCUAGACAUUUAGUUACAAAUGUAGUCCUUUGAUAACUUUUUAGAUAUUGUUGUUCACUAUAUCUUAUUCUGAUAGAUUGUAUAUUGUCCAAACCCAAGAUACAGUUUUUGUCUAAACAAAAAAACCCAAAGGCAAUAAUGAGCCAUGAUGACAGACAAGAGAGCUGGGUUCUAAAAAAUUUCAGCAGUCUCAUCCUACAGGAGCAAUCAGGGAUGAGGAAACAGCAACUAUGAAAGACACAUUAGUCUACACUUGAAAAAGCUGGUCUGAACUGACAGUGCUUUUGACACAGUAAGGGCCUGAUCCAGUGCCUACUGAAGUCAACUGAAAGGCACCAUUGUCUCAAAUGGGGACUGGAGUAGGCCCUCUAGAGCACAUGAACACACUGGAGUAUGUCUUGGGUUGUGGGGGGGAUUUGAAAGGGGAGAAUUAUAAAAAAUUGCCGAAAGGCAACGCCUGUACUCUGUACAAAUAUAGCCAACUUGACUUAUUGAAUCUUAUUAGGGUGUUAAUACUGCUUUGUGAAUUGCAUUUUCUUUUUUUUUUCCCUCUAAGAUAGUACUUAUCCAGUUGGAUCCAUAAGUCUUGUGUGCAAGAAAAACAUCUCCAGGUAUACUGCAUUUAGAUAUUGCAGAGAUUACGCAACUGUGUGAUUAAAGAUGAAAAAUAUUUUAUUUACACUUUUCUUAUACACACUUUGUACAUUUUUUCAGUUUAAAAACAGAACAGAGCACAUACACGUCUGAACAUAUUGUAUCCAUAGCAAGGAAAAGUUACCUUCUGCCAAAAACCAAAGGCUUUUUAAAAUAGUUAUAAAAGGCAAACCUUAAAUUAUUCUAAGAAUGUUAUAGCAGCCUUGGGGUGAAUAUUAGACAAUUAACCAAAAAUGUACAUUAAAACUCUCUAUAUUUGUUUUUAAAUAGGCAGAAUACUUCCAACUGCUACAGCACACACAGAAGAAUUUGCAAAUAACUUUCCAUUAACUUACUGGAAACAUUCUUUUCAAAACACAACCAUCUCAAACAGGACUGGAAAGUAAUGAAACUACAGUGGAAUUACAUUCUUCAACUUAUAAGAAUUCAUUUUUUAAAGCUCUGCAAAAUAAUACAUAGGAAAGGAGAAAAUCAGACUGGGAGGUUUGCUAUUCCCUCCAUCUAGUCCCAUAACCUGCAUUAAAUGUUAGUUAGGUGGGUUCACUGAGGAAAUAAAAACCUUCUAUAAAGUAUAACUACCACUGCAGUUCUAUGUAACAUUUCAUUUUUUUAUGCUUACACCAAUCUUUCUUCCCCCCAUGCACUAUAUAAAGAAUAGCACUUACAAGUAGAAAGUGGUUUUCCCCCAGCUACCAACUCAAUUAUAAUCUAAAUAUUAUUUGAAUUUGAUCCUUAAAACUUUUAAAAAGCACAUAAACAUGAACUGAAAUUUGGGGAGGGAGAAGUCCAGGGAAGCAGUGCUCAAGGGUCUAUUUUUCUGCCACCUGUUUAACAGUAACUAUAUUUUAUUAAGAUUACAGAUGCCAUCAACAUAAUUUCUUUAGGUUUACUUCAAACACAGUAUGUACUUAUUUUAACAUCUUACACAUGCUGAAAUUGUAGAUUAUUUAGCAAUCCAAGAAAAAUAAAAUACAGAUGCCAUAACAAAAGUAGUCACUAAUGUUUAUUUUAAACAUUUUCAGAUUGUCUUACAAACAUUAAAAUCUCAAACUGUUACUUAUAAAACAUUGGUAAACUUUUAGUUUUAAAUAGCUGACAUCUCUUUCCUUUUGUGUUUUCUUCUUUACCCUUUCCACACUACUUGAGUGUUGCAACUGUGACAUAACAUGCUUACUAGAAUAAAUUAACAAGGUACUUUAUUGGAUAGAGGUGGAGGGAAAACAAGUUUUCUCUAAGGCCCCAAUCCUACCGACAUUUUAGCACACACUUAACUUUACAUGUGAAUAGACUUUUAAAUAGUUGGCAUAGCUUUUCAUUUUAUUUCAAUGGACUACUCAUCUAUGUAAAGCUAAAAACAUGCCUAUGUCUGAAGAAUUGUAGCCCAAUUCCCUAUUUUUUUUGUCAAGAAAAAAAUAUUUAAAUAAAGGCAAAACAUUCCUGUAAAUGACAUUCCUAUUUUUAAAAUGCAUGAUUUUUCUUCAGUUAGUCCUUUAUGAAACAAAAGACAUAAGGUGCAGAAUUGUGUAUUUCAGAAAGAGC
This is a messenger RNA of Mauremys mutica (yellowpond turtle), 4927 nucleotides long. RefSeq names its product chromosome 1 CXorf58 homolog (gene C1HXorf58). The transcript has 9 exons. The coding region runs from base 57 to 1151 and encodes 364 amino acids. The record is from RefSeq and is a predicted model, not a curated record. NCBI's taxonomy places the organism in Eukaryota, Metazoa, Chordata, Testudines, Geoemydidae.